This is a messenger RNA of Haliotis rubra (blacklip abalone), 3878 nucleotides long. RefSeq lists its product as uncharacterized. The coding region runs from base 412 to 1296 and encodes 294 amino acids. Gene Ontology annotation, molecular function: protein dimerization activity; DNA-binding transcription factor activity. NCBI's taxonomy places the organism in Eukaryota, Metazoa, Mollusca, Gastropoda, Lepetellida, Haliotidae. The transcript has a single exon. The record is from RefSeq and is a predicted model, not a curated record.
CACCUGGCGCUCGGGUUGUAUUAUGAGGCUGUAUAAAAGUCGAAUAAAAACACCAGCCUCCCAAUUUUCAUAUUAUAAUCAUAUCUGGUCCGACGACACGGCAAAGAUUGGGCUACAGGCUGUACGAGGAUUGUAUUGGGGCGGCUAGCUCACAAAUCCGACCCUGUGGACUGCUGAGAGCCAGUGCCGGCCGAGCAGGCGGAAAGGUUAUUUUUAUCCCGCCUCAAUUGCCGCUAUGAAAGAUAGCCAUCUGAAUGAGAUUAGUCAAUAAAUAACACGCAUCCAAGGAAUUCUUUAACAUUUAACAUCUGGCCGACUAGCUGGCGGGCCGACAGUGUAAACAGAGCGGUGAGCAGGCAGGUUCGGUCGGCGGCUCAGGGAACAAGCAGACUGCUUAGUAGUGAUCGCGGUAUGGCAGGGAAGCAGUACUCGGGCGGGCCUCAGCCCCCCUCAUCCCCGUCCCUCGGGCGGGGUUCUAUCCCACCCUCGCCGGACGGCCCCACCCAGGGAAAGGACAUCUCCCCUACGGAAACUCCGAGGAAGAAUAAGCGAAAGUUGAGUGAGCCAAGGAAGAGGACUGACUUCAGUAUAAAAAGAUUCUGUCCUGACAGUCCAGGAAGUGCAAUGUCCGAUUCGGGGUGCAGUGAAGACUUCGAGGGGGUGCAGGAAAACCCCCCUCAGACGCCCGACCCCACCUUUCUCCAAGAUCAUGAUGAUUCUUCUCUAGGGAGGGUUGACACCCCAACUGCCGGGGUGCACUUUCUACCAGGCGUGCGUGCGAACUGUAUUGUGCCAAAUCUCUACAUCAAUAAGACAAUCACGGCUUCUCCGUUAAUUCCUGGAUUCUCUAAUUACGCCAUGGGAACAUUACCCGAACCUUAUCCUAACGGAUUUACACGCGAACAAAUGGAACUGUUAACAGGAACAGGUGGGGUACAUGACUUAUCAAGUCGUUCGGAGGAGGAUCCGGAUGAAAAGGGUGGCAAAAAACAGAGGAAGAAUUACAAAAAUAUGACACGUGAGAGACGGGUGGAAGCAAAUGCUAGGGAGAGAUCACGUGUUCACACUAUCAGUGCGGCUUUCGAUGCUCUAAGGAAAGCGGUACCAUCAUACUCCUAUAACCAAAAACUUUCCAAAUUAGCCAUUCUACGGAUUGCGUGUAGUUACAUACUGGCUUUAACAAGACUGGCAGAUGUGGAGUAUUGUCGUGACGUCGGGGAUAUGUCGUUUUCGGACUGCGUGGAUAUGUGCACACAGACCAUUCAGACUGAAGGCCGAGCUCGCAGGAGGCAUUGAAGGAACAUACACACUUUCAUGUUGAAAUCUGUGAUAAGUAUUUUGCUGUUGGUGAUAUUGUUACGUUGUUUGGAUUACUAUGUUUCAUGUGAUGUAAGCAAUGAUUAUAGGACACUCCCUGGCAUAAUUACUGGGUACCUGUGUUCGGAAAUGGAAACUGGAAUCUAUAAAAUCUGGAGAAACAACUUUCUGUGGGUAAAAGAUCUCAGAGGCUCGAAGUUUGAGCGAGACUGUAUUAACAGGUGGCAGAGGGCAUCGUUCAUGGUGAUCUUUAUUGAAUCAGCCGGAGUUGCGUCUAAAUAGCUGUUGGUCCCCACUCCCCAAACAUUUGUUCCCCGGCCACCUGCUACUUACAUCUGUAACCUGGCGUCGAGUGUUCAUAAUGAAAGUAGAUCACCGCAUCCCCAAGCGGUUUCGGUCUUGUUAAAAUUUCAUGAACUGAUGUCUUCGAUUACGUCAGUGAAAAGCAAUGGGAUGAAAACAGGUGGCAUAAGGCUGAGCAGACGACAAACGUUUUUGCGGAGGAACAAUCGUGGAACUGCAAAACGGGAAAGAAAAGGACUCGCUUAGGGGCUUCCUGCCUCCACGUCGAGUCUCCGAACUGCUGGGGAGGUGAGAGCCGAGGGGGAGGCGGACAUCACUCAGUACAUCUGGCGAGCAGACGACAUCCCCAGCUCUACAUAAAUACAUGAUAUACCGCGGAGUCCAGCACGGCUGAUAGCGCCCGCCCUGUCUACCGCUAAAGCAGGUCCCUCCCCCUGUUUCAACCAGCUGGCCGUGGUUGUGUGAUCGUCUGCUAUUUGGGGAGGGCACUCGCGAUAACCCAGCGAGAACACAUUCUCAGAACUGUUGAUGCCAUGUUUAUCAGCCGCGUACAGACCCAGUUAACAAAUUACAGUCAUUACAGAACUUAGGCGGACGAAGUGUUUGUUUUAUCACCCUCGUCUAAUGUUCUGUUUACAAUAUAUAUCAUUUCAGCGAAUGGUCGUCAUGGAGUUGCGAUCACAGAUAUCAUGUUUAUACAGCCGACUCUCUAAGUAGUACUGGUCUUAUCUGCUAAGUGAAAGAAGUGUCCAAAGAACUCCGAAUGCGACGGAUAACAAUCUAAGAGGUGUUAUUGGAAUUAUAUGUGCUCAGAUUAACUCGAGAAUCCGUGUGUAGUUUCACAGAACUCCGACUUUCUCGGUUCCAUUCCUUGCCAAUAUUUACCUACCUUUUUUAUACUUGUCAUAAUCUGACGAACACUAAAACUAAAGAUGUUUUCACAAGUGCUGAAUUAGUUUGAAAUAUCAGAUCAACUGAUUUUAACAUAGGUAAUUCAAAUUUUACGGUUCUGUUCGCGCGUAUGUAUAUACAAAGAUUCUUGCAAUGUCUUUUAAUAGUGCUAAUUGUUCCACCAGCUGUUGUUAUUCCUAACAAGAAGCAAAUUAUUUAUCUGGAAUUUUCGAAAUAAGAACUGUAUGCAGCGAAUAACAAGUGUUGUAUUUCUUAUUCACAUUAUUUUGGAUAUUUGAUGUUUUCGCCAUCUUCGUAUCAUAGGAGGAUUGUGAAUAUAGGUCUAGUUAUUUUUGUCGAUCAUUGUCGUUUAAUUAUUAUCAAAGAUAUUCUUUAUCCAGAUUGGACUAAAAAUCGCAGACAUGCAGGUUCAAAUUAUUCCACCAGCUCCACAUUUCUGCUCAACAUCGAUUUUUAACACUCGCCGUUUGUUUCAGCACUGCCUAUUAAAAUCCCGAUUCUUGUCCAUGCGAAUUGCCACCACUUCACGACUAAGGCACUGUUUUAUCUUAGUCUCUCAUUACUCAUCAUAGAGAAGAGCUGAUAUUUUGCAGAAAAGGGGGAAAAACUUCACUGGCAAAUAAGCAACAUAUUCAAUUUAAUUUUGUUAUCAGAAAUAUGCAUCAAGGUGUUUAAACCGCCAAGAGCAAUACUGCUCCAGCUUUAAAAAUUACUCUGGGUUUGUGUGAGUUUCGCAUUUAUGCACUUUCAAACCACUUCAUCACAGAAUUCUUUGGAGUGAGUGUUUGGUUUUUUGUAUCAAAUUACUUGAAAUAUCCCUGCUGUGUUAUACUGAAUAAGGGCCCUAUUAUAAAAGCAUGUGACAGUGUGCAUGGACACAUCUCCAAAUGUUCAAAACGGAGACAGGGCGGGAGCCAGAUUGUCAGCUGGGCCUAAGUAAAACUUCAAAGGAGCUCUGGUUGAAUUUAAUGAGUCCCAUUGAAAAAGCCCUAGCUUUCCUGUUCCAUAUUCAAAGAUCUUUGAUAAAAACAAGAAAUUUGUUCCAUUUCCUCUCGAAUGCAGAUUAAAGGGGGAAGAUAUGUGAAACCUGUGUGAAGUGGUUUUGCGAGUCUCAUAUCAAAUUGUUCAUGCGUUUUUCUCCUGUUCGGGGCGUUUGUGUUCUGUGAAAUAUCAGUUCUACCUUCAGAGCGCCGUAAUGGCGAGCACUUACAUCAGUGGUCAGUUCAUCAUGCGUAUGUUUUUUUUUCUCCAAAUGUUACUUUAUGUAUAUCAUUCUUUUGUUAUGUUUAUGUUCAAAUGUUACUGUGACCAGAUAAAGUAUUACGCUCGAUAAGGGCGAACAUACA